Molecule: messenger RNA, 1483 nt
Organism: Populus trichocarpa (black cottonwood)
Lineage: Eukaryota; Viridiplantae; Streptophyta; Magnoliopsida; Malpighiales; Salicaceae
Product: syntaxin-71
Exons: 9
Coding region: 184-972 (262 amino acids)
Biological process (GO): intracellular protein transport; vesicle fusion
Cellular component (GO): endomembrane system; SNARE complex; membrane
Molecular function (GO): SNAP receptor activity; SNARE binding
Source: RefSeq, a predicted model, not a curated record
UAUGUGUAUAAUUUGUGUUUUGGGUCACUGGGAAACCGUUUCGUGCUAAAUUAUUAUCCAAAGCCUCAAAAUUGAAACGAUUCAACUCAAAAUUCUUCUCUUCUCUCUUCCAUUCGUUCAAACCUCCACCAACAUUCAGUAAUUUGAACAACAGCUAAUAAUUAGAUAUAAUAAUAAUAAAAAAUGAGCGUGAUUGACAUCUUAACUCGCGUAGACGCGAUCUGCAACAAAUACGACAAAUACGACGUCGAGAAGCAAAAAGAUCUCAAUGUCUCCGGCGACGACGCCUUCGCUCGCCUCUACGCCGCCGUCGAUGCUGACAUUGAAGCCGCUCUUCAGAAAGCAGAGCUUGCGUCCAAGGAGAAAAGUAAGGCCUCUGCUGUUGCAAUAAACGCAGAGCUUCGUCGAACUAAAGCUAGAUUGCUUGAGGAAGUCCCUAAGUUGCAGAGGUUAGCAAUAAAGAAGGUUAAAGGGCUCUCUAUAGAAGAACUUGCUGCACGAAAUGAUUUGGUCCAUGCAUUGCCAGAUAGGAUUCAAGCUAUACCAGAUGGAAGUUCAGCUGCACUCAAACAAACUGGAGGUUGGGGGUCUUCGGCUCCCCGAACCGAAAUCAAAUUUGAUUCAGAUGGGCAGUUUGAUAAUGAAUACUUUCAAGAAAGUGAGACAUCUAGUCAAUUCAGGCAGGAGUAUGAAAUGCGUAAAAUGAAGCAGGAUCAAGGUUUGAGUAUGAUUUCAGAAGGUUUGGACACUCUGAAGAAUAUGGCUCAUGACAUGAAUGAGGAGUUGGACAGGCAAGUUCCUUUGAUGGAUGAAAUUGACACUAAGGUGGACAAGGCAGCUGCUGACCUUAAGAAUACCAAUGUUAGACUUAAAGACACUGUUAACCAGUUGAGAUCUAGUCGGAAUUUCUGUAUUGAUAUUGUUUUGUUGAUCAUAAUCCUCGGAAUAGCUGCCUACUUGUACAAUUGUUGACUGGGCCAUCUAGCAUCUUGUUCUACUGUCCACGCAAAAUCUAUAUAGUUGUUGACUGGGGUCAUCUGGCAUCUUGAAUGCCAUGUAACAAUUUUGAAGUGUGAACUGUAGAAAGGAGAUGGUCCAACAUUUACUUAUUUUAAUAUCUAAACAUUUUGUAUGCCUUUAUAUGAUGAAAACUGGAAUUUGGCGUCGAAUGAAAAAUAAGCCUGGAGAGUGGAAUUUGUUUGUCGGGACUUCAGUGUUGGUUUCUGACUUUGAGUGGUGGGGCCGUCAAGCUAUUGAUUUACCUAGAAAACCUAGGAAAGAAUUUGUGCUUGGUUCUUCUAACCCAAGGCAAAUUUUUUUGGUAAGGACUUGCUAAAUUACUAGUGGUCUCCUCCCCCUUAAUUUUCCCUCAAAAGUGAGAUGACCGAUCAUCUUCUUGCAUCUCCCUGAAACUUACAGUGAUGAAUCAGCCGAUGCUCUUAUUUUUGUUGUUUUUUCAAUUGGGAAGUUUCUCUGACAAAGC